Molecule: messenger RNA, 1984 nt
Organism: Lathyrus oleraceus (garden pea)
Lineage: Eukaryota; Viridiplantae; Streptophyta; Magnoliopsida; Fabales; Fabaceae
Product: terpene synthase 10
Exons: 7
Coding region: 63-1850 (595 amino acids)
Biological process (GO): diterpenoid biosynthetic process
Molecular function (GO): magnesium ion binding; terpene synthase activity
Source: RefSeq, a predicted model, not a curated record
CCCAACUGUGAACCAACCAAAAUUUUCAAAUAGUAAUUAAUAUCCUUUUUCUUUUGUAGCCAAUGGAUUUCUCUAUACUUGCACCAUAUCCAUUUAGGUUUACUAAAAUAUUUCUUCCUCAAGAAAAAAGGCCUUCUUCUCUAGCAAUAUACAACUCUAAUUUCUAUCAUACAACUCGAUGCAAGGCAUCCAAUGAAGUUACCAAAGAUUCUAGUCAGGCAGUUACUCGUCGAUCGGCUAAGUUCCAAGCAUCAAUUUGGACCUAUGAUUAUAUUCAGUCAUUAAGUAGUGAAUAUAAGGAAGUAAUGUACAAAGAACAAAGGUUAAUGCUAAGAGAAAAAGUAAAGAUGAUGUUUAAGAAAAUGGAAAGUGAGAUUGAUCAACUUGAAUUUAUUGAUGUAUUGCAAAGGCUUGGAGUGGCAUAUCAAUUUACUAAUGAAAUAAGGAAUAUACUUGACAACAUUUACAAUACACAAACAUCCAAGUUGAAAAAUAAUUUAUAUGCCACAUCACUCAAGUUCAGACUCCUAAGGCAACAUGGUUAUAAUAUUUCCACAGAUGUUUUUGCUUGUUUUCAGGAUAAAAGGGGAAAUUUUGAGAAAUGUCAUUCUUUAGAUGUUGAGGGAAUGUUAGAACUAUAUGAAUCAUCGUUUCAUUCAUUUGAAGAAGAAAUUAUAUUGGAUGAAGCAAUAAAUUUCACCACAAAAUAUCUCAAAGAAUAUGAUUUGAAUGAUAAUAGAGAUACUUAUAUAUCACAUCUAAUAAAUCAUGCUUUGGAGCUUCCUUUACAUUGGAGAGUUCCUCGAUGGGAAUCUCAGUGGUUCAUUAAUGUAUAUGAAAGAAAGCAAAAUAUGAAUCAAGUUUUACUUCAAUUUGCUAAAAUGGAUUUCAACAUUGUUCAAAGCAUUUAUCAAGAAGAACUAAAGCAAGCAUCAAGAUGGUGGAAAAGAACAGGCCUUGAAGAAAAGUUGAGCUUUGCUAGAGAUAGGUUGGUUGAGAACUUUCUUUGCACUGUCGGAACAAACUUCAACCCAAAUUUGGAAUACUAUAGAAAAGUUAUUACAAAGGUGAAUUCCUUAAUUACCAUAAUUGAUGAUGUCUAUGAUGUUUAUGGUACUUUGGAAGAAUUAGAGCUCUUCACAGAAGCAAUCGACAGAUGGGAUCUAAAUGGCAUGGAUAGUCUUCCAGACUAUAUGAAAAUAUGCUUUGAGGCACUCUAUAACUUUGUGAAUGAAUUCGCUUUUGAAAUCGAAAAUAAGAGUGGAUAUUAUAGCACUCCACAACUAAAGAAAGUGUGGACAAGUCUAUGUAAAGCAUUUUUGAUUGAAGCAAAGUGGUACCAUGGUGGAUAUACACCAAGCUUUGAAGAAUACUUAGAGAAUGCAUGGAUUUCUAUAAGUUCACAUGUUAUUUUUACCCAUGGUUACUUUUUGAUUCCACAUUCAUUCAAAAUGGAGGACUUGGUUUGUUUAGAAGAAAAUUCCAACAUAAUUCGGUUUUCGGCAAUGAUUUCACGCCUUGCUAAUGAUCUUGGAACACAUAAACGAGAAAAUGAGACCGGUGAUGUUCCAACGUCAAUUCAAUGCUACAUGAACGAAACUGGGGUUUCCGAAACCGAAGCUCGUGAGUACGUAAAGUCCAUGAUAUUUACAAUAUGGAAGAAGAUGAAUACAGAGGCUCGUACUUCCUCUUUUUCUGAAAGUUUUAACGAUACUAUUAUAAACCUAACUAGAAUGUCAUUGUGCAUGUACCAGCAUGGAGAUGGUCAUGCCAUUCAAGAUUCUAAAAUUCAGAGUCACCUCAUGUUAUUAAUUUUUAAUCCCAUUCCUAUUGUACGUAGUAUAAAAUAAAUUAUCUAUUUUAUUUACAGGUUUAAUGUAACUUGUCAUUGAGUUAGUUAAUAUUGUUUUCUUUAAGUUAGAGUCAACCAAUGCAGACCAUGAUCCUUUAAAUGUGUGCGAUAUAGAAAGAACAAAAACACUCA